CUCUCUCUCUCUCUCUCACACAUUCUUCUGUGUUGUGGUGUGGAUGGAUGGAGAGAAGAGCUAGCUCAUCGGAGAUCACCCACCGCCUUUGUAGGAGCGUUUCUGGUGACCAGGUCUUUGAAGUGGGGGAUUGCUUAUUUUUCAUAGAAUCGGAUUAUAUGCUUCUCUUCGGCUGAGUUUCUCUGCUGCAUUACGAAAUCCAGAUUUCAUUAUGCCAUCACAGAUGGUGGGCCCGCACGACUUCUCUCCUUCAUCCUUCUUCUCUGAGGACUUGCAUUUUCAUGAUGAGAGCCAGAAUGGAUUUUUGAAGCCAAAUAGCAUUCAUAAUUACAAUGCCUUGAAAACAGACAGAACGUUAAGAGCUGCAAGUGUGCCUUCAAUACCUUUUGAAGACCAGGUGCUUGCAGGUUGCCAGAUGACAAAUGGUUUUAAACUUCAAAAUUCUUAUUCUUAUAUACAAAAAGACAGGAAAGUGACUUCUGCAACACAAAGGCAUGCAAUUGGAUCAGAAAGAGCUGCCAGCCAAUCUUUGGCAAGAACUCUUGAUCACAGCAUAGACACGACUUCUAUUUUCAGUACAGAAUCAGCAUCUUACACAUCAGAUAUAGACAAAAUUAAGAUGGUGGGGGCUCAACAUGAAAAUGGUCUUUUUUCCAGUUCAUUAUCCGAGUUAUAUAGUAGAAAAUUGCGACUGUCAACAUACAACCCUCUUUAUGGACAAUCCAUGGGUGCCACUGUUCUACACAAUGAGGAAGAAGAACCUUUGGAAUCCCUGGAAGAACUUGAAGCUCAGACAAUUGGAAAUCUUCUACCUGAUGAUGAUGACUUAUUUGCUGCAGUGACUGAUGGGCUUGACUGUGUUGCUCAACCCAACAAUGGAGAUGAUGGAGAAGACUUGGAUCUGUUUAGCAAUGUUGGAGGGAUGGACUUGGGAGAAGACAGUUUCUCUUCAAGCCAAAGAAAUUCUGACAUGCUCUUGGGGGAAUCUAUUGCUUUAAAUGGUGGGGGGAAUACACUUGGGGAGUGUCCAUCCAGAACACUCCUAGUAAGAAAUAUAAAUAGCAAUAUUGAAGAUUCUGAAUUGCAAAGUCUCUUUAAGCAAUACGGGGAUAUUCAUUCACUAUAUACAACGUGCAAGCAUCGUGGUUUUGUUAUGGUUUCCUAUUAUGAUAUCAGAUCUGCCCUAAAUGCAAUGAAAGCUCUCCAAAAUAAGCCACUGAGACACAUGAGGCUAGACAUAAAUUUUUCAGUCCUAAAGGACCGUACCCUUGCAAAAGACAUCAUCAAUGGUACUCUAGUGGUUUUCAACCUUGAAUCCUCUGUGUCAAAUAGUGAGAUUCAUCGUAUCUUUGGCGUGUAUGGAGAGAUUAAGGAGAUCUGUGACACUCCACAUCAAAAGCAUAACAAAUUGAUUGAGUACUAUGAUAGUAGGGCUGCUGAAGCGGCUUUACAUGCCUUGAAUAGUAGCUAUAUUGCCGGGAAGCAGAUCAGGCUUGAACCAUGGUUUCCAGACGGGGCUAGACAGUUGCAACCAUUUUCCCGAGAAAUAGAACAUGAUGAAUCUGGUCUUCAUCUGCAACAGAAUAGCUAUCCUAGUAACAUAAUGCCAGGAUAUUCUGGCCGCACACUUGGUGGAAUCCCAUCUAGCUUAGAGAGUGGGACUAUGUUUGGUGCAAAGUCACCAAGUAGAGCACCACAAACUCAAUAUCUGGACAAUAACUUGGAUCAAGGGAUAUCAGCAUUCAGUCCUAACAGCUUAGCCUCACUGGUCAGGCUGGAAUCUGUUGGCAACCAAUCUAAUCUCGGUGAGACCAGCCAUUUACUUGGUCAAAUGAACAUUGAGUUAAUGCGCAAGCGAAACGGCCUCCCUUGCUCUCUUCCAGAAUAUCUUGAUGGGUUAACCAAUGGAGUCCCCUCCAGUUCUCCAGGUGUCAUGUCCUCAAAUAUAAAUGGUUGGCCAUCAGAAGUAGCUGAUGGCCAGCGAUUCCAGCGAAUUGGCUCAAAUAGAUUCUCAAUGGGACUGAAUGAAGGUGUUUUUGGUCCCACUGGAAAUGGUAGCUGUGCACCAUCUGGGCAUCCAUAUGCAUGGAGUGCUUCUCCCCAGCAACAAUAUCAAGAAAUGAUGUGGCCAAACUCACCAUCACUUGUGAAUGGAAUUUGCACUACUCGCUCACAACAAAUGCAUGUCGUUUCUAAUGCACCUACGCAUAUGCUUAAUGCACUUGCACCAUUAAGCAACCACCACGUGGGAUCAGCCCCCUCUGUCAAUGCUUCUAUUUGGGAUAGAAGACAUGUGUAUGGUGGUGAUUCUCCUGAAGUCUCUGUUUUCCAUCCUGGUUCUCUUAGUAGCUUGCAGAUUUCUGGUAACUCACCCCACCCCUUAGAUCUAAUUAACUUUCCUCGGGGUGGUGGAAAUUGUAUGGGUUCUCCAAUUACUUCAAAGAGUGUCGGAUUACCCUCCCCUCACCAGAGGUGUUUGAUGUUUCCUCCGAGGAGCCAAAUGAUUCCUAUGAUGAAUUCAUUUGAUUCUCCAAAUGAGAGGACAAGAAGCCGGAGAAAUGAAGGCUCUUCAAAUCAGACAGAGAACAAAAAGCAAUUUGAGCUUGACAUUGAACGAAUUGUUAGGGGGGAAGAUAAGCGGACAACACUAAUGUUAAAGAACAUUCCUAACAAGUACACAUCAAAAAUGCUUUUAGCUGCUAUUGAUGAACAACACAAAGGAAUUUAUGAUUUCAUCUAUUUGCCAAUUGAUUUCAAGAACAAAUGCAAUGCUUUUAAUGGAAAGAAAUGGGAAAAAUUCAACAGUGAAAAGGUGGCAACACUUGCAUAUGCACGCAUCCAGGGGAAAGCCGCCCUUGUUGCUCACUUUCAGAAUUCUAGCUUGAUGAACGAAGAUAAGCGAUGCCGUCCUAUUCUUUUCCAUACUGAUGGCCCCAAUGCAGGGGAUCAGGUUCCCUUCCCCAUGGGUGUCCAUGUGAGGUCUAGGCCCAACAAGUGUCGACCUGGCGGCACAAGUGAUGAAAACAACCAUGAAACCCAUACAAGCCCAUCAAAAGAGGAAUCACCUUCACAUGGAGAGUCAUCUUCCACAGCAGUCCAGGAUUCUUCAACUAAAUGCAGCAGCAGCAGCAGCUAACCUUGUUCUAAAUUUUCCUCCAUUGUACAUUAAGUAAGGGUGGUUGGUCAAUGGAGAAAGCUUUAAAAGGAGGAGUGAAGAAGAGAGAAUCACUUCCUUUUGAAUUUCAGAAUAUUGACGACCUCGUGAAUUUUUAACCAAAAACAACAAGCAUUUGGCCCUUUUUAUUCAUCAGCGGCCUACUCUAAUACCGCAAUGUAAGAUCUCCCCAAAUUUUGGAAAUACUGAUCGGAUGUACAAAAAAAAAGACUAUGUAUAGGAGAAGAGUUUGGGUGGCGGAUAUAUGAUUUCUUCCAUACCUCCUCCGGAUGAAGGCUCCUCCCUCCUCCUGGUAAACAUUUUUCCCCACCUCUACCUACCUUGCCAAAGCAUGCCAAGGCAGCAAAUUUUUGUUGUGAAUGUUUUGUGUCUCUUAACAUGUUUUUAUGAAUGCUAUUCGGACUCGUUGUUACAAGCUUGUUCUGUGUUAUAGAUUGUGGCUGUAACUUUAUUUUUUGUUUUCUUCUAUUUUUCCUGAGUGUUGUGUUAAUUUGGAUGUUUAUAACCUACAAAUGUCACUGAUAUUUGCUCAGAUUAUUAUAUUGCCGUG
This is a messenger RNA of Cuscuta campestris, 3725 nucleotides long. The record is from the annotation of a GenBank genome assembly. Lineage: Eukaryota; Viridiplantae; Streptophyta; Magnoliopsida; Solanales; Convolvulaceae.